GGCGACAGCGUGAAUACAGACUACGACUUGAUCUGCCAAUAGUCACUAUGAAAGGGCAGGACCGCGCAAACCUCUUUCUACCCCCACCCUUUGGGCCAAUCUUUUCUUUGGAACCCUAUAUGAUUGGCAGGCACUCAGACCAAUAGCGGUUAGAUAUCCCUGAACCCUGCCCAACGACCGCGGGCAGGAGGCGGCUUCUCGUUUGUUGGGGCGUGUGUAUGUGUGUUUGAGGGGAUUAAGGGGUAAACUGGGGCAAAACAGAACCGACCAUGGCCGCCGCGGAGGAGGAGGACGGGGGCCCCGAAGGGCCAAAUCGCGAGCGGGGCGGGGCGGGCGCGACCUUCGAAUGUAAUAUAUGUCUGGAGACUGCUCGGGAAGCUGUGGUCAGUGUGUGUGGCCACCUGUACUGUUGGCCCUGUCUUCAUCAGUGGCUGGAGACUCGGCCAGAGCGGCAAGAGUGCCCAGUGUGUAAAGCUGGGAUCAGCAGAGAGAAGGUUGUACCCCUUUAUGGGCGAGGGAGCCAGAAGCCCCAGGACCCCAGAUUGAAAACUCCGCCCCGUCCCCAGGGCCAGCGACCAGCUCCAGAGAGCAGAGGGGGAUUCCAGCCAUUUGGUGAUACCGGGGGCUUUCACUUCUCAUUUGGUGUUGGUGCUUUUCCCUUUGGCUUUUUCACCACCGUCUUCAAUACUCAUGAGCCAUUCCGGCGGGGUACAGGUGUGGAUCUGGGACAGGGUCACCCGGCCUCCAGCUGGCAGGACUCUCUUUUCCUGUUUCUCGCCAUCUUCUUCUUCUUCUGGCUGCUCAGUAUUUGAGCUGAGUCCCCUUCCUGCCCACAUCCAGCCAGUGGAGAAUCAGUAUUGGGGGUCCCUGCUUGACCCUUCCUUACUCCUGGAUCCUCCCCGCUAACCCCUCCAUUUCUGUGGUUAAGGUCAACCCUGGUCAUCUUCCAGGAGUGUGUGGGGAGGUGAAGUGACAUCUGUGCAUAGACUAGGAGAACCUUCUGCUCUGCGCUGCUCACUUAGCCUCAGAAUUCCCAGCUCUGGGAGAGGAGGACAGACUGAAGACAGUGUUUGUUUCUCCUCUCUCGUGAUCCUUUGCAUUUCCCCAGAUUUCUUGAUUUGAUGUUGAAAGGUGGGCAAGCCUCCCUCUGACUCUCCCUGACUUGCCCCUUGCUAAUUUAAUUUAAUUGUUCUCUCCCCAGUGUCUAAUAUGUGUUCUGACUCUUAAGUGUUUCCUUUCCUUCACUACAUCCUUUAUUACAAAUUCAAUAAACAAGGUGAGAUGUAU
Messenger RNA from Manis pentadactyla (Chinese pangolin), 1287 nucleotides. RefSeq names its product ring finger protein 5 (gene RNF5). Gene Ontology annotation, molecular function: ubiquitin-like protein conjugating enzyme binding; ubiquitin protein ligase activity. Bases 270 to 812 code for a protein of 180 amino acids. Gene Ontology annotation, biological process: ubiquitin-dependent protein catabolic process. NCBI's taxonomy places the organism in Eukaryota, Metazoa, Chordata, Mammalia, Pholidota, Manidae. The transcript is spliced from 6 exons. The record is from RefSeq and is a predicted model, not a curated record. Gene Ontology annotation, cellular component: endoplasmic reticulum.